This is a messenger RNA of Liolophura sinensis, 2333 nucleotides long. Its product is annotated as branched-chain alpha-ketoacid dehydrogenase kinase-like. Gene Ontology annotation, biological process: protein phosphorylation; regulation of glucose metabolic process. The record is from RefSeq and is a predicted model, not a curated record. Gene Ontology annotation, cellular component: mitochondrion. Gene Ontology annotation, molecular function: pyruvate dehydrogenase (acetyl-transferring) kinase activity. NCBI's taxonomy places the organism in Eukaryota, Metazoa, Mollusca, Polyplacophora, Chitonida, Chitonidae.
CAAGUGAUGGUGAAUCUUGCAGUUGGUUGCCCAAGCAUGGGACAAACAAAGCUGUAUUAUGUCCGAAAAUACUCUCUCUAUAGAUUUAAAUGGUUUUGAUGAAGCAUGAAGGUGGACAGAGGGAGCAGCCAGGAAAGGUAGCGAAGCGCUUGGAAAAUUAAGAAGACUUUCGAGCUUCGCGAUUUGGUGAAAACUGACAACUACAACAACGUCAUCAUCACCAUAAACUUUCGCUCAUGAUUUAGCAGAAUUUAUUUUUGUCUCCAGCUUGCUGUUUGAUUGAUAGAAACGACUAUGUUUUCGUCUGUGAACAAAACAGCCCUUGUGACACGACUCGCCAAGGAUAAAUAUUUAGCUUGUCGUCCUAAGACACAGACCAGGUGUGUGAGCAAGGAUUAUGGGGGUCCGGGUUUGAAGCCCGCCGAUCAAGGGGACAGCGCAGAGUACAGGGAGCGAGCACGCUCUGUAGCCUCCUACUACAACCAAAGUGCUAUAGAUUACGCUGCCUCGAAGCCCUCGGUGCGGCUCUCCCCCACAACCAUUCUCUAUUCAGGGAAAAGUCCUGAUGGAUCUCAUCUACUGCGUAGUGCCCAGUACCUGCACAAAGAGCUACCAGUUAGAAUAGCCCACAGGAUCGCUGGCUUUCGUGGACUGCCUUUCAUCGUGGGUUGUAAUCCCACCAUCUUAGAAGUGCAUGAGAUGUACAUUCGUGCCUUCCAUAUACUCUCAGAGUUCCCUCCAGUUCUUGACCGUAAGAUUGAGGAGGAGUUCACACUGACCAUCAAGUCCCUCCUAGAGGAUCACAAUGAUGUUGUCACUAUGCUGGCUGAUGGCUUCAAGGAGUGUCGCAAACAUAUCAAGGAUGAACAGAUGGUGAAGGUGUUCCUGGACAAAACCCUUACUUCACGAAUGGGCAUCAGAAUGCUAGUGGAACAUCAUCUCGCUCUUCAUGAUGAGAAGGCCAACCAUGUUGGGAUCAUUAAUGUCAGCUUUUCUCCACGUAAGCUGAUACAGAAGAAAGCAGAGUUUGUAAGAAAUGUGUGUCUGGCUAAGUUUGGUCAUUCUCCAAAUGUCCGGCUGAACGGUCACCUGACAGCUACGUUCCCUUACAUUCAGCCUCCUCUUGACUACAUCCUCACAGAACUCCUGAAAAACUCCUUCAGAGCUGUUGUGGAAUUCCAUCGUGGUCACCUGUCCAGUCCGGCUGAUGUUGUCGUCACCAUGGCGAAUAAUGAUGUGGAUUUCAUUAUCAGAAUCCAGGAUCGCGGAGGGGGCAUUGAUCACCGGAUCCAGCCUAACAUUUUUGACUACAACUUCACCACUGUGGACAGCCAGGCCGAGGAUGUCAUGUCCACAGGAAUGUUUGAUCAGAUCAUAGACACGGGCCACACAGGCCCCGCACCUGGCAAGAUGCACGGAUAUGGCUUUGGACUACCGGCUUCUCGGGCUUAUGCAGAAUAUUUGGGAGGCAGUCUCUGUGUACAGACCAUGCAAGGCAUCGGCUCCGACAUUUACUUACGAUUACGCCACAUUGAAGGAAACAAUGAGAGUUUUCGUAUCUGAUGACUGAAAUACAUUAUCCUGAAGACUUACAUUUUUGUGUUUAUUUAGCCCUCAGUUUAAUUGAUAAAUAUGUGAAUACAUUACAAGACCACAAUGCAGUGAUGACAUUGUAUUUUUUUUUUCUUUUUGAACAAUGUUUGAGUGUUGACUCUGGUAGCAGUAUGCCCUUCCCUGUUGUUUUCAUUUGGGUGAGUGGAAAUGCGUAAAUAGCAAGCUGAGAAAACUUUGCGUAAGUUUUAAGAAAGGGAUAGAAAAUUACGAUUGAUGCACCUAGCUCAGAAAUGACCUUACAUAUAUUGAGGUUGGGUUCAGUGUAAAAAUCAGAAGAUUUUAGAGAUUUGCUGUGAACACAAAUGUGAUAACCAGUGUGUUCUGUAUGAACACAAAUGCAGCGAUCACUGUUCACACAUUGUAGCAUUUUGUUUGAACACAAAUAUUUGGAUCACUUUCAUGGCAAGUGCUGUAAACACAAUGUACGUGUAGCAUGUAGUGUGAACAUGAUGUAGCAAAUGUAAUGGUAUUUAGUGUGAACACAAAUUUAUCGACCAGUGUGAACACAGCUUUAUCGACCAGUGUGAAUACAAAUUUAUCGACCAGUUUAAACACAAAUUUAUUGACCAGUGUGAUCACAAAUUUUUCGACCAGUGUGAUCACUGAUGCAAGAACGUUGAAACUACUUAAUAAGAUGUGAGUUUAAAGCUGCCAUGAUAUCAAAUUGUAAACCCCACACACAAUUUUAAAGCUGCCGUGAUAUCAAAUUGUAAACCCCA